Messenger RNA from Sycon ciliatum, 2185 nucleotides. RefSeq names its product calcium/calmodulin-dependent protein kinase type 1-like. The record is from RefSeq and is a predicted model, not a curated record. The transcript is spliced from 11 exons. Gene Ontology annotation, biological process: protein phosphorylation. The coding region runs from base 236 to 1321 and encodes 361 amino acids. Gene Ontology annotation, molecular function: calcium/calmodulin-dependent protein kinase activity; ATP binding; calmodulin binding. Lineage: Eukaryota; Metazoa; Porifera; Calcarea; Leucosolenida; Sycettidae.
GCGAAAGUAGGCCUACAUAAACGCAGUCAUUACGAAUACGAUAGACGGAAAGAAGGCAGCGCUCGUGUGGCGCUCGCAGUGUGGAAUCGCUGACUUGCUCGGGAGAGCUAGAGGGAGACAGAUGGCUAUGGUUGUGUCAGGGAUACUGUGAAGCUCGCUGUUGGGCUUUUCGUCAUCAACACCAUUAGCACCAUUAGAUCUGUAUUAGUAUUCGUUGUGUCUUGAGCUAGCAAAAAUGCCUUUCGGUUUUGGAAAGUCCAAAAAGUACGAUGAGCGUCUGGCGAAGCGUUAUGAUCUGAAAGAGGUGCUGGGAACCGGAGCGUUUUCCGAGGUUGUCCGUGGUAAGGACAGAGAGACUGGAGUUAAUUAUGCCAUCAAGUGUGUGGAUAGGAAAGCUUUGAAAGGCAAGGAGGGAGCGCUGGAGAACGAAGUAAAUGUGCUGAAAAAAGUGGAGCAUCCGAACAUCAUCAAACUGAUCGAGUUGUACGAGUCCAAAAAUCAUGUCUACCUCGUCAUGGAAAUAGUAACAGGUGGCGAGCUUUUCGAUAGAAUCGUCGACAAAGGCCAGUAUAGCGAGCUGGAUGCCAGCCAACUCGUUCGGCAAGUCCUGGGUGGCGUCAAGUAUCUGCAUGACCUUGGCAUUGUUCACCGUGAUCUGAAGCCGGAGAAUCUACUGUACUGGGACAAGACAGAAGAGUCCAAGAUCAUGAUUAGCGACUUUGGACUUUCCAAGAUGGAUGACGUCUCAAUGAUGUCAACUGCAUGUGGUACACCUGGUUAUGUUGCGCCAGAAGUACUUGCCCAGAAGCCGUACAAUAAUAUGGUUGACAUGUGGUCCCUCGGUGUCAUCUGCUAUAUUCUGCUUUGUGGCUACCCUCCGUUCUACGCUGAUAACGACUCGCAGCUCUUCACACAGAUCAUGCGUGGAGACUAUGAGUUUGACUCUCCCUACUGGGACAAUAUCUCAGAUUCGGCGAAGGAGUACAUCCGCCACAUGCUAACCGUAGAUGCGCGCAAGAGAUGCGACUGUAACGAGGCACUCGCUCACCCGUGGGUUGGAGGAGAUACUGCCAAGAGCGAUAACAUUGCUUCUCAAGUCACCGAGAAACUGAAGAAGAACUUUGCCAAGGAGAGAUGGAAGGGAGCAAUCCAUGCCACCCAGGCCAUAGUUCGAAUGCAGAAGGUUCUGGGUGGAGCUGGCCGAAGCGACGCAGCCGAGCAGAGCGGAGAGGAACCUGCAGCAGCCAGUGCAUCCCCGUCAGAUGACUUUACGACCGACUCUGAGAGACUGCGUCGCAUGAUGGAAGGCACUGCAUUGUAGGUUACGUAUAGAAAGCUUUGUCCUCGCUUCCGGCUGUAUCCUCUCUGUGCCGCUUCCACCAGCUACCUCAGUUGGCGGGUGCCGAGCAACUCUUUCUCAUCAUUGCUGUCUUGCCUACACUUGUCGCUGGUAUGGGCAAAGAAAUCCUAGGAGGGCAUGACGCCAUCGUGCAGCUGUCAUUAGAGCUUCAACUGUGGAUGCACGCGGCCACUCGGUCGUUGAGAGCGCGGUUAGGGUGUGUACUAUCCCUCAUCCAUCUGUCUGUUUUUCUGUCUCCCCUCGAAUGUCAGUGUUUCCUUUAGCAUUGCGCACUAACGGAUAUACAGCAUUCUCAACAUACCUGUGCAGAUUCUGUGUGUGUGUGUGUGUGUGUGUGUGUGUGUGUGUGUGUGUGUGCGUGUGUGUGUGUGUGUGUGUGCGUAGCGCUGUUCGCCAUUGUUGCAUUGUCAUGUAUAAUAAGCGUACCCAUCAAUGUCUGGUGUAUAUUUGCCAUUUUAAUAUUAUUGCAAUUGCUGUAGUGUUUUGCAAUAUGUAGGCUUCAUUCGGGGUGCGGCCAUCUCAUCAAUUAGCACUACUGACCAAUAGCACAUUGUAACAAACUUGCUCAGGGCAUGGGAAAUUUCCCUCAUGCACCUAUUCUAAUACCCAUCCUUCAUAUUCAGCAUUCCUGCUCAACACUACUUGAAGUUGUGACCGAGUAAUUCCCCUGCAUUAGUUAGCACACCGGCAACUGUGCAAUGCCACCCCUUCUCGGUUUAGGAAUGUCUCAAUUUUAGAAGCCGAUUGUUUUUCUUGUCAGUCUAGAUCUGUGGCACCGUGCACUGGUGAAUUGUGCACGGCUAGUGAUGCCGUUUGUGUGCAACA